Molecule: messenger RNA, 1887 nt
Organism: Penicillium macrosclerotiorum
Lineage: Eukaryota; Fungi; Ascomycota; Eurotiomycetes; Eurotiales; Aspergillaceae
Exons: 3
Coding region: 1-1887 (628 amino acids)
Source: RefSeq, a predicted model, not a curated record
AUGCCUUCCAGACUCCGCAAUGCGCUCCCCCGGAGCCUGUCGCGGCCGCUGGAUAGCGCCGGUGUGUUCUACUGUCCGUCCUGCGCCACCUGGCGACGGACACUCUCGACGCGUGCGAGCAGCACCACGACGGGCAUUGAUGGUAUCGAACAUGCGCGCCGGAAUCUUCGUCUCCUGGACCAUGCCCAAACAAUCGCGAUUCGACCAUUCACAACAUCUCCUGCUAUCAAUCCAUCGAAGACCGUCCCUCCGCGGUUCAAGGAGCUCUAUGAUGCUCUAAAUAGUGUGAAAGACGGGGCAAUUGAGCAAGUUAGCGUGAGUCGCUUGCAGCUUGCUCUGCGCGGGUUGGAGUCUGAACAACCGCUUGUGCGAGUUGCCGUCUUAGGAUUAGAUAACGCGGAUUCAGCGCGCAAACUGGUUCGACUGCUUCUCGCCGAUCCGUUGGGCCCACGCGAAAGCUGGGAAGAUAUCUUGGAGGGCUAUGAAUCCGAUCCAUCGCGCGGACUCCUGAUUCGCUAUGGCGAAAUCUCUGAGUCUAUUCCUAAUGAUCUCUUGCCGACUAUUGCGAUCCGAUCCCCCAUUUUGAAAAAGGGCAGCAUCGAGAUUCUGGUCAGCUCCCUUGGCUCGGAAGCUGGCAGCAACGGCGCUACGCUCUCCUCCGACACAUUCCUGGUGCCCAAUGUUACUAUUCAAACUUCGCACUCGGGCCGAAAAAACGUUGUGCGAUAUCCCGUGCACCGCAGUAUCGUGUGUGGGAGUGGUGUGGAUGGCCUUCUGGCCUUCAGCACCUUGAUGGGCCGGUCAGACCUGAAGAACGAGGUAGCCUCGGUACGAGGUGCGAUCGAACUCUCUGUCCAAGAUGACACAGGCAGCAGCGAUCGGCUAUCCUUCGUCGACAUCAAUCGUGCAGGUUUGGCCUUGGAUAAGAUUCGUGAAUCUGUACAAAAUGCUUCUGAAUAUGAACGUGGGUGGAAUGGCAGUGGCGUGCAGCCUGUUAUUGACUGGCUUGCAUCGUUAUCUCAGUCCACCAGUGAACAAGCACUCAACCCCGCUUUGGUUCCGCUGUUCGAUUCCUUACUCGACGCCGCUGAUCGCGGUCUAGCUGAACGGGAUGCCAAAGCAAUUCAAGACCAAACGACUGGCAUCGUUCCGGACGCAGUCCGCGCCCAGCUUGAGAGCGGGGUCACAUCCUGGGCUGAGCAGGCUCACUCAGAACUUCGUAGCUCCCUCGAAGCAGGUUUCGCCAGCCCGCGGUGGCGCGGCCUCGCAUGGUGGAAACUUUUCUGGCGGGUUGACGAUGUAAGCAUGAUUACUUCCGAAAUCCUGGAGAAGCGCUUCCUCCGUUGCGCCGAGCGGGAAGUCAUCUGGACAUCCGGCAAGUACCAGCAGGCUGGCCUGCUGGAUGAGCGUACUGCUUCUGUCGCGACAGCGUCCCCGUCAGACACUGCCCCUGCCAAGUCUACUCCACCACCUUGGCCAACCCAGAUCUCCGACAUGCGCACAAAGCUACUCACCACCACCGUGCCUUCUCUCCAAGCCCUCGCCCAGAGCCUGGUGCUCUUCAGUAUCUCUACUACCACCCUCACCUCCGCCCUAUCUGCUCUCACUUACGUGUCCAUCCCAUCCGCUUCAAUUUACGAAUCAUGUACUCUGGCCGCGGUUGGUCUCAUCUACUCCAUGCGUCGCCAACAAAAAAAAUGGGAUGCUGCCCGUGACUUCUGGGAAGAAGAGGUCCGUGAUGAGGGCCGCACGUCUUUGCGUGAAACAGAAGCUCUCCUGCGCAAGAUUGUGCGUGAUGGUGGCAGGGAUGCUGAAGAUGUGACCGACCACCGUGCACGCGACGCUAUCUCCCGCGCUCGCAAGGCUCUGGAGAAGGUCCGGUCUUAA